AUGGACGUCCGUGAUUUGUUGACGACCAGCGCUGCUGUCCAGCCCGAAGAAGCCGCAGGCGCACACAGCCAGAACGCCACCCAGUCGAACGCGCAGCCUGACACGACUGAAACUCCAGCUCACGAGCCGGAGCCGGAGCCGACGCAGGCGGCUCCGCAAGCGCUUGAGGCUCUUGGCGACGAUGACCAGUUUUCCGAUGGAUCGUCCGUUCUAGCCGUGUCGGACGGCACAUCCUCGACUGCUUCUCUGAGAUCCAGCAUCCUGCAGUACCGAGAGGAAAAUGGACGCACAUAUCACAGCAUGAGUGACGGGACAUACGUUCUUCCGAACGACGAGGCGGAGCAAGAUCGCUUGGAUUUGCAGCACCACCUGUGGAUGGUGACCUGGGAUGGCCAAUUCUGCCUGUCCCCCAAGUCAAAAGGUGCCAAACGGGUUCUGGAUGUAGGAACCGGAACCGGUAUCUGGGCUCUUGAGUACGCGGACGAGCACCCCGAAGCUGAGGUCAUUGGCGUUGAUCUGAGUCCCAUCCAACCUUCGAGUACGCCCCCCAAUUGCCGGUUUGAGGUCGACGACGUAGACAAGGACUGGACGUGGUCGCAGCCGUUUGAUUUCAUCUUCAUCCGACACGGCAACUCAUGCUUCGAGAGCUGGGAGAAGCUCCUUCGAAAGGCUUACGACAAACUCGAACCCGGCGGUUACAUUGAGCUGCAGGAUAACGCAUUCCCCAUCCUCAGCGACGACGACACUUUGAAAGGCACAUCAAUGUCCGAGUGGUCUUCUCUCCUGAUCGAAGCGGUUCAGAAGAUGGGUCGGUCUAUCGAAGCGCCCUCUCAGUUCAAGCGAAUGCUGCAGGACGCGGGGUUUGUUGACGUGGUCGAGGUGAAGGAGGUGUGGCCGGUUUCCCCGUGGACCAAGGACAGAAAGCUGUACCACCGGGGAGAGUGGGUGAGGGAGGCGUGCAUGGCGGGGAUAGAGCCUUCGUGCUUGGCUCUGUACACCCGCGUGCUCGGGUGGACGCGCGAGGAGGUGCUCGCGUUCUGUGCUGGGGUCAGGAAUGACUUCAAGAAUCGUAACAUCCAUGCCUACUGGAACGUGUGA
Messenger RNA from Colletotrichum chrysophilum, 1098 nucleotides. RefSeq lists its product as uncharacterized. The coding region runs from base 1 to 1098 and encodes 365 amino acids. NCBI's taxonomy places the organism in Eukaryota, Fungi, Ascomycota, Sordariomycetes, Glomerellales, Glomerellaceae. The record is from RefSeq and is a predicted model, not a curated record. Gene Ontology annotation, molecular function: methyltransferase activity. The transcript is spliced from 10 exons.